Molecule: messenger RNA, 1365 nt
Organism: Oldenlandia corymbosa var. corymbosa
Lineage: Eukaryota; Viridiplantae; Streptophyta; Magnoliopsida; Gentianales; Rubiaceae
Source: the annotation of a GenBank genome assembly
UUUCAGAACGUCCGUCGGCGGCAAAGUUGCAGCGCAGAAGGGGAAGCACAGGUUAGCUUGGAGAGAGCAAUUCGAAAAUGGCUCGUGGCUUGAAGAAACAUUUGAAGAGGCUCAAUGCCCCCAAGCAUUGGAUGCUUGACAAGCUUGGUGGCGCUUUUGCCCCUAAGCCAUCAUCUGGACCUCACAAAUCCAGAGAAAGCUUUCCCCUGCUUCUUAUUCUCAGGAACAGGCUGAAGUAUGCCCUCACAUACCGUGAGGUCAUUGCUAUAUUAAUGCAACGUCAUGUUCUUGUUGAUGGGAAAGUUAGGACUGACAAAACCUACCCGUCUGGCUUUAUGGACGUUAUAUCCAUCCCCAAGACUGGCGAAAACUUCCGCCUGCUGUAUGAUACAAAAGGCCGUUUCCGUCUUCACUCUCUUCGGGAUGAGGAAGCAAAGUUCAAGUUGUGCAAGGUCAGGUCUGUCCAGUUUGGACAGAAAGGCAUCCCAUACCUGAAUACUUACGAUGGUCGUACUAUUCGUUACCCUGAUCCCCUCAUCAAAGCUAAUGAUACCAUCAAACUUGAUUUGGAGACCAAUAAAAUCACCGACUUCAUCAAGUUCGAUGUUGGGAAUGUUGUCAUGGUUACUGGAGGAAGAAACAGAGGUCGGGUUGGUGUGAUCAAGAACAGAGAGAAGCAUAAGGGUAGCUUUGAGACCAUCCAUGUCCAAGAUGCCACCGGUCAUGAAUUUGCUACUCGUCUGGGCAAUGUGUUCACCAUUGGCAAGGGUAGUAAGCCUUGGGUGUCUCUUCCCAAGGGUAAGGGUAUCAAGCUGUCUGUCAUUGAGGAGCAGAAGAAGAGGUUGGCUGCUCAGACAGCGACUACUGCUUAAGAUUUCUCUCGGCUUUUUUGUACCUUAAAGUCAUUGUAGAACUGUCUUAGACUAAUUGAAAUUGGUUGGUGGAUUCUAAGUUACCUUCCAUUUGGUUAAAAUUUUGGAUGUUAAAUGCUUGCAUUUUCAGAUGCUUAUUCUGUAGUUGUUGCACUCCUAUAAAUGAUGUUUUCGCACACGUUUCUACAGCGUUUGAUUUGUUGCAUCCUCCAUUUCUGCGUUCUUGCUACUGAUGCAUGGUUACCUUAGCUGCGUAUCUGCUUCUGGGGAAUUAAUUUAGUUUUAGAACACCCAGCAAGCACUUGUUUAUAAUCUACCAGAUUGUUGAUAAUUUUCCAGUGAAUCAUUUGAAGAAGUCCCUCUCAUGGAUUGGACUAUACCCUGUGGAUUUGGUACAAUUUUUAGUACCUACACAGGAGAUAUACUGCUAGAUUGACUGGGCUUAUCCUUUAGUUACAUUUAUCAAAAGGUAAAUUACUAAAUUGUUUACCGU